CUAAAUUCAUAAUCGGCAUGGGAAGAGCUCUUUGGCUCACUUUUCGUUCAUAACGAAAUCUGCAGACUUUGUGUACCCUCGUGCUCUCCACAAUUUUCUAAAAACUUAUCUGGUUCCGGUUCAGCGCUGGUCCAAGGAUUAUCUCGACCAAACCAGAAAUGGCUACCAAUUACACGAAAGAUCCAUCUAAACCACAAGCAGAGGAGGCUGUGAUUCACCGAAUCCGGAUUACCCUCACCUCCAGAAAUGUCAAGUCACUUGAGAAAGUGUGCUACGACUUGGUGAAGGGGGCGAAAGAGAAAACUUUGAAGGUGAAAGGGCCCAUCCGAAUGCCCACAAAGGUUUUGAGGAUUACGACCCGUAAAACUCCUUGUGGUGAAGGUUCCAAAACUUGGGACAGGUUCCAAAUGAGGAUCCACAAGCGUGUGAUCGAUCUCCACAGCCCCUCCGAAGUAGUUAAAGAAAUUACAUCUGUCAGCUUGGAGCCUGGUGUAGAAGCCGAAGUUACUGUUGCAGAUUCAUAAAUAUAAAAUGAUUAUUUUGUUUUAUACUAAUGAAACUGUAAAAAGAUGAUUUCAGAAUAAACGCUGAAAAAGAAUUUAAAAACU
Messenger RNA from Folsomia candida, 608 nucleotides. It is a transcript of the gene RpS20, whose product is annotated as 40S ribosomal protein S20. Gene Ontology annotation, cellular component: cytosolic small ribosomal subunit; ribosome. The record is from RefSeq and is a predicted model, not a curated record. Gene Ontology annotation, biological process: translation. NCBI's taxonomy places the organism in Eukaryota, Metazoa, Arthropoda, Collembola, Entomobryomorpha, Isotomidae. Gene Ontology annotation, molecular function: structural constituent of ribosome. Bases 159 to 524 code for a protein of 121 amino acids. The transcript has 5 exons.